GGGGGCGGAGCCGGCGCUGGGAAGGGCGCGGGGAGCACGUGCCCGCAGUGCGGGUUUGCGGCGCUGCAGGAUGUCCAAGCCCAAGGAGCUGGCGGAAACCACCAGUUCGGGGAGCGACUCCGAGCUGGAGAAGGAGAAGGAGAAGAAAAGGAAAAAAGAGAUGCCCUCCAAGCCGGAGAAAAAGCCCAAAACCGAGGCCAACAGCUCCAAGGCGGCGACAAAAAGCCACGGGCAAGACAGCGAGGAAGAGGGCAUGUUCCAGAUUGGGAAGAUGCGCUACGUCCGAGUGUCCUGCUUCAAGGGGAAGGUCCUGGUGGAUAUCCGGGAGUUUUACAUCGAUAAGGAAGGAGACACGAAACCCGGCAGGAAAGGCAUCUCCCUGUCGGCAGAGCAGUGGAACCAGCUGAAGGAGGUUAUUCCGGAGAUCGACGCUGCCGUCAAGAAAUUCUAGACGGAGCCUGCUUGGAAAGCCUGUCUUUUUGCUUGGUUUUUUCCCCCUUGACGCGUUUUCCUUCUUAAUUCCCAUUCCCGCGUUUUGCUAAUAAAGCCAGCCUUUUGGUCUGCAGCUUCCCACCCCUGGGCAGAGCUUCAUUGGCUUAGGUCGGGAUGGUGCUUACAGGGCAAGAGGUGGCUUCAGAUUUGAAAGGCAGCACGAGACGCUGGCCUCGCGGCCUGGGCUUCAUGGAGGCAUCUGGCUAAAUCAUUCGGGCCUGACCGACUGCUCCAGCCUGGUGCUGCCUUCCACCUGGUUGACUAUUUAGCAAGGAAGUUCAUCCAGGCACCCAACGCCCGCCCUCCACCCCACUUAGGUCCGCGAAUCGUGUGCACGGCACUCCGGCUAUUUCCAG
This is a messenger RNA of Alligator sinensis (Chinese alligator), 848 nucleotides long. Its product is annotated as activated RNA polymerase II transcriptional coactivator p15-like. Bases 71 to 451 code for a protein of 126 amino acids. Gene Ontology annotation, cellular component: transcription regulator complex; nucleus. Gene Ontology annotation, molecular function: DNA binding; transcription coactivator activity. The transcript has 5 exons. Gene Ontology annotation, biological process: positive regulation of transcription initiation by RNA polymerase II. The record is from RefSeq and is a predicted model, not a curated record. Lineage: Eukaryota; Metazoa; Chordata; Crocodylia; Alligatoridae.